Molecule: messenger RNA, 6034 nt
Organism: Dermochelys coriacea (leatherback sea turtle)
Lineage: Eukaryota; Metazoa; Chordata; Testudines; Dermochelyidae
Gene: CDHR1
Product: cadherin related family member 1
Exons: 18
Coding region: 153-2753 (866 amino acids)
Biological process (GO): homophilic cell-cell adhesion
Cellular component (GO): plasma membrane; catenin complex
Molecular function (GO): cadherin binding; calcium ion binding
Source: RefSeq, a predicted model, not a curated record
UCAUCCGCUUAACAUCUUAACAUCUGUUACCAUCUCUUGCACAUUUCACCACCGCACAGGUCUGAAGGAGACUUUGCCUGUCCCUUUAGACAAAAAGAAACAAACCAAUACACCUUUGAAACAGAGAAAAAAUUAGCCUUUCCUUCAGUGGGAUGAAGCAUGUAAGGCAUUUCACCCCAUCUUUAUUCCUCAAUUUGGUGCAUGUUUGCCUGGCAACUCAGGCAAAUUAUGCCCCCUACUUCUUUGAUAAUGGAGCCAGCAGCACUAAUGGGAACAUGGCACUUCUCAACCUUUCAGAAGACAUACCUGUUGGUACACAUGUGUACACUCUGAAUGGAACCGACCCAGAAGGAGAUCCUGUGACCUACGGAAUGACCUAUGAAUCUGGGUCAAGAAGUUACUUUGCCAUUGACACAAACUUUGGAAAUGUCACCUUGAUUGAGGAGCUUGAUAGAGAGAAAGAAGAUGAGAUUGAAGUCAUAGUCAGUAUUUCAGAUGGCCUGAGUACAGUUGCUGAAAAAGUCCGAAUCCUUGUUACAGAUGCUAAUGAUGAGAGUCCAGAGUUUAUCAACACACCUUACAUAGUCCACGUCCCAGAGAACACUCCCUCGGGGAGCAGUAUCUUUAAGAUCGAGGCAGCGGACAAAGACACGGGUUCUGGGGGAAGUAUCACCUACUUCUUGCAGAACAUCCAUACUAAUAAGUUUACCAUAGACCGACACAGUGGUGUUCUUCGCAUCAAAAUGGGGAUCACUCUAGACUAUGAAAAAUCAAGAACUCAUUUUGUCACCGUGGUAGCCAAGGACGGUGGUGGAAAGCUCAGGGGAGACAACAAGGUGUUUUCAGCCACAACCACAGUCACUAUCAAUGUGGAAGAUGUUCAGGACACCCCUCCCAUGUUCAUUGGGACUCCCUACUAUGGCUAUGUCUAUGAGGACACCCUUGCAGACUCUGAGGUACUAACGGUCGUUGCUCUUGAUGGUGACCGAGGAAAGCCUAAUAAUAUUCAUUACGGUCUCGUGACUGGAAGUGAAGGAUCUUUUGAAAUAAAUAAUACGACUGGAGCUAUUUCUGUUAUAAAAAACCCAAGUAAAUUAAAGAAAGAAGUGUAUGAACUAAAAAUUCAGGCAUCAGAAAUAAGUCUAGAUGGUGAUGUGACAGCAUAUGCUUUUGCCAUCGUGACUAUAAGGGUCGUCGACCUCAACAACCACCCACCAACUUUCUAUGGAGAAAAUGGGCCCCAGAAUCGAUUUGAACUGACAAUGUAUGAGCACCCACCUGAGGGUGAGAUCCUGAGGGGCCUGAAAAUUACAGUCAAUGAUUCAGAUCAGGGGGCCAAUGCUAAAUUCAACCUCCGGCUAGUUGGACCCGGUGGCAUCUUCCGAGUUGUUCCCCAAACGGUCCUGAAUGAGGCUCAGGUUACCAUAAUAGUGGAGAACUCUGCUGCCAUAGAUUAUGAGACGUUCCAGUUGUUAACCUUUAAGCUUCUUGCCAUAGAGGUGAACACUCCUGAGAAGUUUAGCUCCACGGCGGAUAUAGUGAUACGUCUCUUGGACACCAAUGACAAUGUCCCAAAGUUUUCAUCUGACUAUUACGUUGCCAGGAUUCCAGAGAAUUCCCCAGGAGGGUCCAAUGUAGUGGCUGUAACAGCUACAGACCCAGAUUCAGGACUCUGGGGAGAAGUCAAAUACUCCAUAUAUGGAACAGGAGCUGAUCUAUUUCUAAUCCAUCCAUCAACAGGAAUUAUUUAUACUCAGCCAUGGGCCACAUUAGAUGCUGAAGUCACUGCAAAGUACAACUUCUAUGUGAAGGCAGAAGACACAGAGGGGAAGUAUAGCUUGGCUGAGGUGUUUAUCACUGUGCUAGAUGUCAAUGACCACUCUCCAGAGUUCAAUGAGAACAUCCAGGAAAAGACUAUGAUCAUUGGAUCACCAGUGAAAAUAGAGGCUAUAGAUCAAGAUGCAGAAGAACCCAACAACAUUGUAGACUAUUCCAUUAUGCAAGCAGAUCCAGCCAAUGUAUUUGAUAUAGACCAAAGCACUGGAGAAAUAAAGCUGAAGUCCUAUAUCAGGUCCUUGGAUAUCAUUCACAAUAUCACCAAGAACAAAGACUGCAUAUGGUCUGUGGUAGUUCAAGCCAAGGACCGGGGCUCCCCUUCAUUUAGCACGACGGCAGUGCUGAAGAUUGAUAUCACAGAAGAGACUCUUCACAAAGGGCCAAUGGCCGCCUUUUUGAUGCACACUAAAGAUAACCCCAUGAAAGCCUUAGGAGUGCUAGCUGGUGUCAUGGGCGUAAUGGUGGUGAUCACAAUCAUGAUCUCUACUGCCAUGUUCUGGCGCAAUAAGAGAUCCAACAAAAUCAUGCCGGUGAGACGGAUCAUAAAAAAGAGACAGAUCCAUCAACCCAGGACGGUCAGGAUGGAGUGGCUGAAAUUCAAGUUGUCCAGCAAUUCUGCUGAGAAGUUUGCCAUUGAGGAUGACACAAAGAGUCUGCAGAAUGAGAACAGCAACAAUAAUGUCCAGGUGCCCUCUCUGCCACCUUCUGCCCCAGCCCUGCCCCCUUCCCCAGUUUUAGCGCCCAAGAUAAAUACCACUGAGUGGAGAGUGACCACAGUGUCAGGCUCCCUAAACCCCAAGUUUAUAAACAAGCCGGGGAAGAAAAAGGGCCCCAGCAGCAUCCAUAAUGCCCUGGUCUCAGAGCUCAAACAGAAGUUUGAAAAGAGGAACAUAGCCAGUAACAACCCCCAUAUCUAGUGCAUCUGUAGCAGCCACUCAUGGAGAUCAAAUAGACAUGCAGUGUAUGGAGAGAGGUGCAUGGUGUGAUUGAGCUUUUCCAUUUCUUUCAAUACAAAAGGAACUAAAAGCAGUUCCCCACUGCUACAAUCAGCUGUUACUUUUCACAAGUAUUACAUGGUAAUAUAUUUUGCAAUGGAAUUAGUUCACAUAUAAUAUCGGUGUCAGUUGCUAGAAUUGUAUUCAGAUCAUUUCUAAAAAGUAGUUUCCUCCCUGCACUGUAUGACCAAGGUGCUAAUUGUCCUGAUGUAGGCCAUAAUUUUCAGGAGGGGACAGUGAUUUUGGGGGUGUCCAACUUGAUACUCUUUUAAGAGACAUGCUUGUAAGAGGAGCUACGCAUCCCUAACUCCCGUUGAUGUCAAUCCUUAUCAGGGCUGGAAGAUAGCCGCCAUGGUGCCUAAAACUGGGCAUUUAAAAUCACACCACACUUGAAAAUGUUGACCUUCUUGUAGAAACAGCAGCAUAUCAGUAUAGGAGGUCAUUUUUUUUAAUUUAGGCAAGCUGUUAUUCUCUGAGUAAAUAAAUUAUAAAUGGAUACUUACACUCUUAGGUGUACUCCACAUUUUGCAACAGCUUCUGAAGCGAUGCGCUUAGGACUUAAGUAUCCUUGAUCCUAGAUAUGAACAGACUGGCUUUGAGAAGUUUUUCGUUUUCAUGCAGCUUACACUGGAUUUUGCCAGAGCAGCUUUGACAUAAUGCUUUCCUCCAUUUUCCAGCCAAACAUCCCUGCCAAAAAGAAAAAGGAAAGUCCCACUCAUUCUUUUCAAAAACAGUUGGUGAUGGGUCCAAAUAUGGAAACUGUAGCACCUGCAAGAGGUGGGGUUAGUGCUAAUUCAAUGCUGCUCCCUGCAGGUAGGGCACCCCACAAUUGUGGAGAAUAAGGGAGAAGCCAGACGUGAUUAAAGCAGGAAGACUGAAAUGUAAAAACUGAGCAAGAAAAUAGGCGUGAAAAGUAAAAGCAGCCUCUUGGAAGCUGGGUCCAUCAGUCAGGAACGUGUCUUAAAAAAAAAAUCCUUUACCUAGAUCUUCUAGCAUAGAGUGUUGGUGUGACAUGUUUCAUCAUCUAUCAUGGACUGAUGUAGGGGGUUGUCAGGUGACCCUUUCCAUUUUGGCCCAAAACAUUACUGUCCUAAUUAUGCUGCAGUUAAAAAGCUACUCUCAUUUGCCUCUGAAGCACCUAGUUUUUUCCUGCAGUUUGUAGCGUGGCAAUAAAGGAUCUAACCUAGGAUUACCCUCAUUCAUUAAUAUUUUUAAAGGAAAGCUCUUUACUCAUUUCUGAAUGGGUGAAAAUAACAAUGCAGAAGGGAGAAGGUAAAGCUGUUUUUCUGUAUUCCUGAACUGACAUUGAAGUACAGUCUGGCCGCUUAGUAUCAAUCCAGCAAAGCAGCUGUAACUGCAGUUUAACUCGAUGGUUAAGGCAGGUUAACAGUGCCUUUGCCUCACCUAUUUGUCAAAAGCAGCUGGCCAGUACUACUGAGUAUAGCACCUUGUUUCCCACUCCAAGGAUGAGGCCAAAGGUGACACUUUUAAAACUUUGCCCUCCCGGACACAGUCAUUAUAUGGGACAUUGUACCACAGUGUGCUAAUGCUAUGACACAAACAGCACAGUGUCAUGUUUGGAAUGCAUUACCUAGGGAGGUGGUGGAAUCUCCUUCCUUAAAGGUCUCUAAGGUCAGGCUUGACAAAGCCCUGGCUGGGAUGAUUUAGUUGGGGAUUGGCCCUGCUUUGAGCAGGGGGUUGGACUAGAUGACCUCCUGAGGUCCUUUCCAACCCUGAUAUUCUAUGAUUCUAUGUUACAUUGGCCCCAGAGAUAUUUCAGGCUCCUCUUGAUGUCAUUGAAGCAUACAGGGCUAUGCCAUGAAAAUCAGGAGGGUGGCAACCCUAAGCCAGAAGAAAGUGAAGUAUUCUGAAUAACCAUCUCUCUUCUAGCCUACUAUUUUGUUGGAUUAUAUUGCAUCUGCUACUGACCUAUAGACCUGCUGGAUCUAUUAGUCUGACCUAGUUCCUGGAUCCCUCCUUAACUCCUUUAUCCCUGAACCAUCAUAUAGUCCCUUUUCUCUACAUCUGUCAUCCCUGCAUGGCUGCCAAUUGCAUCACAUUUUCACCAUCAGGGAAGGUGAGAUGAGCCAUCUGCCCUAGGGUAAUGUCUAUGCCACUCCUGAAAUGACUCAACAGAUGGUGUCUUAGAGCACUGUGAUUCACUAUAUGUUUCCUCCUGUCUGCCCACAUCUCUCCCACACCAUCAGCUCAAAAACAGCAUGGCUUGCAGCAUGCAGCUGAGCUCCCACAGUCCCUAAAAGGAUUGAAUGAGUUCCCUAAACUAGAGCCUCAAAUAAUUGUAAAAAAUCUUGGCCCACAAUCAUGUAUUGGUUCUUGGCAGCAGUAUCAGGAAUUAUAAGUGAAUGUGUAAUCUUCAGUAGGUUAUUCCUAUAACGACAUUUCGCUGCCUGCUUUUAGGCCUUGUUUAAAGCCACGUAUUCUUUGCAGCAGCACAAUGAGGCCUGUCGCACUAAGCUUCAAACCUUUGUGAAAUAGCCAUUAGAAGUCACUGAGUUGUAGGUUUGACGGUUUGGUGCAAGCAAGUGCAAUGAGACUUAGCUUCGCUUUCAAAGUAUUCCCUUUGGGUCGAUCUGGUUCCAUGCUAGAAAAAUACAAACUAUGUCAGAUGCUUUAGCUGAAGCUCACAGUCAUAGAUGUGCACGAUAACCAGAGAAAGCAGUGGCACAGAACACCCUUUCGAAAUGCACUUAGAACCAAUUUAACCAAUUCCCUGGCAAAUACAUGAUAAAUCUUGCCUGUGAUUUCCACCCAUUUACACCAAGUGUGAUUCCAUUGGCUAAUGCCUGGUUUAGAGUGGCAGGCAGAGAAGCAGUUCCAUCCACAUUAUGAAAGCUCCAACUAUUACUACUUCUACUAAUUUCUGGAUACAUUUCUCAUAAAAGGAGGGAAUAUUUUAUAUUUCACUUUUUGAGUUGAGGCAAGUGGUAUUUCCAAAGGGCUAGAGAUAGGUAUACAAUAUACUGUGAGAAAUUGCACAGUGACGUACACAGCAGUUUAGGACAAUGGGCCUGAGUCUCUAUUCCAUUAUAUUCCUAGAGCGAUGCUGAUCUAAAACUGGUGUAAGAGGCUGGAGAGUCAUAUCUUAUAUAAAAAAAAUGAGGAGUCCUUGUGACACCUUAGAGAUUAACAAAUGUAUUUGGGCAUAAGCUUUUGUGGGCUAAAAUCCACUUCAUCAGAUGCAU